Molecule: messenger RNA, 2448 nt
Organism: Podospora bellae-mahoneyi
Lineage: Eukaryota; Fungi; Ascomycota; Sordariomycetes; Sordariales; Podosporaceae
Exons: 3
Coding region: 1058-2191 (377 amino acids)
Cellular component (GO): cytoplasm
Molecular function (GO): 2-oxoglutarate-dependent dioxygenase activity
Source: RefSeq, a predicted model, not a curated record
GGCAAAUUCACAGGGACAACUGAAGUUCCCAGGAAUGAACAGAUUAGGGCUUCUGUUCAUACUUCACUGAUUAGACCAAGUGCCUUGGAUACAACGUAUCUACCUACUACUUACACAACUUCCCACCCACGUUGACUAAUCUCUCUUUCAUGUUCAUUGAUAGACCACAACGCCAAUCCCAUAAACGUCUCCAAAGCCCUUCGCAAAAGGUCUUAUCUCCGGACCCAGUAACCACAGCUUGCCGUGAUCCCCGGACUUAACCCGUCCUUAAACACCACCCAAGAUACAAAACGGCGGGAACAAGCCUUGUACUCUUCAACUCACCCCGUCCCAAGGAAUGGCGUGCUUUCUUGGGGAAGUUUAUCAAAUUCAACGAGACUGCCAAUGCAAGAAGAAAAAAAAACAUGUGCUGUCCACUGCGCACCAACAAACCGAUGGGCGGCACUAGUCCCCGAUACGCGAUAUGACGUGAUUCGCUCCGCGUCUAGCAACAUCAAGCAUCGCUCCAUACACAAGCUCUCCCAGGACCCUCUAAGCCUUCCAUCCGACGUAAAGGCCGUUACCUGUUUGUCCAUUGCCGUUCACGGUCCCGGCUUGCCUCGCAGUUCUUAUCAGAUGUGACGGAUUGGUGGGAUAAGCCACAAUCGGCACUGGUUAGAGGCACCCUUACCUGCCACGAGUUUGGCAUGAACCGUCCACCUUUCUGAUCAGCAGGGUAGGAGAGAGACCGGCAGGGACAGGUGCCGUACCACCAAAAGCCGAAGAAGAGCUCGUCGACUGAAACGGCCAACUGUUUGCGCAAUCCUAUCCAUGUGCUAUGCCAUCCUCUGAUGACCCAUCUUAGCCCACCCUUUCUUGCCAAUCCCACCCCCGCAUAGUUCGGGAGCGGGAUGUCGUGAUCUGGGGUAGAGGACGUACUGCCUUGAAGGGACUGUCGGAAGCUUAUAAGUAGGAGGGUGAUGUCGCGUGUGCUGGAAAGACUGAUCUGAACUCUAUCCAAAGCAAUUCGAGACUUGAGAGUCUGAGAUUGUUUCACCAUAUACACUUCACAGACGCAAUGGCCCCCUCCGCUGUGGAAACUGAGACCACCACGGUCCCCAACAUCGGCACUUUGAAGCUCAACGCCACCACGGGUCCGUACAAGGAGAUUGCCACAACCAAGUUCGAUAAGGAUGCUGAAGCCGGCCUGAAGGGCCACAAAGCCGCCAAGUACCCGCACUACCUUCCAACUUGGAACCCCAACGACAAGUAUCCCCCACUCCAGCCGUUUGAGCAUUACGAGCACGGCAAAGACGCGGACCCAUCCUUCCCCAACCUUCUCCCUGAGAGCACAACCGUCACCCACCUCACCCCAACCAUUGGCACCGAAGUCAAGGGCAUCCAGCUCUCCACCCUCAGCGACGCCGGCAAAGACGAGCUCGCCCGCUUCGUUGCCGAGCGCAAGGUCGUCGCCUUCCGCGACCAAGACUUCCGCGAUCUGUCCAUCGAGCAAGCCCUCGAGUUCGGCGGUUAUUUCGGCAGACACCACAUCCACCCCACCAGCGGCGCGCCAGAAGGCUACCCCGAGAUCCACCUCGUCCACCGCGGCGCAGGUGACAACUCAGUUGACAAGUUCUUCGCCAACCGCACCUCGUCCGUAGCCUGGCACUCCGACGUCUCCUACGAGGCCCAGCCUCCCGGAACCACCUUCCUGUACAUUUUUGACAAGCCCGAAUCUGGCGGCGAUACCCUCUUCGUCAACGCCGCCGAGGCCUACAACCGUCUCUCGCCUGCCUUCCAGGAGCGUCUUCACGGCCUCAAGGCCACCCACUCUGCCCACGAGCAGGCCAAUGCUUCGGCCUUGAGGGGCGGCAUCGUCCGCCGCGAGCCCGUGAUCCACGAGCACCCCAUCAUCAGAACCCACCCCGUCACAGGCGAGAAGGCCAUCUACGUCAAUCCUCAGUUCACCCGUGACAUCGUCGGCCUCAAGAAGGAGGAGUCCGACGUCCUCCUAAAGUUCCUCUACGACCAUCUCGCCUACGGCGCCGACUUUCAAGCCCGUGUCAAGUGGGAGGAAGGCACCGUUGUCGUUUGGGACAACAGAGUUACCCAGCACUCGGCGCUGAUCGACUGGAAGAAUGCCCAGCGGAGACAUCUGGCGAGACUGACACCCCAGGCGGAAAGGCCGUUUGAGACUCCUUAUAAGGGUUGAAGAGGCAACAAGGCGGUCAUGCUGUAACAUCUUUGUCGUUUCUUUUUUCUUGUGUAUGGGUAGCGUGCAUAUCAAUCUCAGACUGAAGUUGAGUCAUCUUUCAAUCAAUCGUAGCAACAGGUUCUCACUCAGACAAAUGGAAUAUCGUCAAAAGCUGCUUCCUGAGUUUCGGACUUAAUUCCCGGCUGUGCUCUGGAUUCUCGGCGCCGUCUUUGUUCUAGUCUUCUAGCACGAAUACGAGAAAGGAAAUCGUUGUC